AUGUUGGAGCAGGACACCGUUCUGACUAUUCCGCCAUGGGCGUACUAUGCCGUGAGGCUGCUGGAGAUUGCCGCGAUGUUUGCUGUUUGUGGCCGAUGGCUGGAUUGGGAUCCCGAGUCUGCGCAGGCUCUCUUUGAGGAUGACGGACUUGUGAUUGCUGGGUUUCUGACCAGCACUUUGGCUAUGUUCUUGCUUGCCAUCGUCAUCAGGACAGUGCUUAGCGUCAGAACUUUGAUGGACUCGCCGGUCUCUGACAUCUGGAGUGGUGCUGAAUUCAACAAUGUUCAGCAUGCACUGAAGAACCGGAUCCUGAAGGACCACGACACUGACAGGGACGCCCUGGGGCUCAUCAUGAGGAUCCUGGAGACAGAUCCUGGGAUGAGUAGCUCAGCCUGCCGAUGGCACGCGAAGGAAGCAGGCUCCAGAACAGCAAGAAGAUUCCCUAGACUACCGGUCAGAUUUCCGAGUUGA
Symbiodinium sp. CCMP2456 is the source of this 471-nucleotide messenger RNA. The record is from the annotation of a GenBank genome assembly. NCBI's taxonomy places the organism in Eukaryota, Dinophyceae, Suessiales, Symbiodiniaceae.